AUGUCUUUGCCAAGAUAUCCUAAAGACUUGGAUGUGAUUAUUGUCAAGGCUAAAGGUAGAGAAAACACGUUCAGAGAUGUGACAGUGCGAAAGCAAAAAGUGCACAAUGCUUUAGUUUGGCUUAUCAAUAACAAUCCACAUUAUUCUGAGUUAUUAAUAAAUGAAGAUGCAUUAAAUUCCUUACCUGAAAAUGGUGUACCACCAGGUCUUAUGACUGUUGAGACUGAUGAUGAUAUUGUCUCAGAUGACAAUUGUUCUCCUGAUGUAGGUCCUCCUAUUGAUAAUCCAUCAGAGGAUAUUGUUUAUAAUGACUCUACUGAAAUGAGUAGUUUUUUACCUGUUGGUGAACAACAGCAAACGGAAAUUGAAGCUGUUAGAAAUCAGCUGUUUGAAAAUGAGCCAAUGCCCUGGCCCUCAGUUGAAAAUGAGCCUUUAAACGAGUAUCAGAUAUCGCAUCUGGCCACAAUGGCUUUCCCAACAUUAUUUCCAGAUGGGAAAGGUGAUCCUACUAAUCAAGGACUUCUGAGAGAUGUCCCUCUUCAGGAACGAAUAAAGUAUCUUCUAAAAUUUACUGAAAUUAUUGAUGGUAAAUGGGUAUACCGUUUUGCUAACCACCCCAGAUUUUCUUAUUGGGCGUUUAAUAUGAUUCAAAGAAAACGAAUCUUACAAAUUUGCAGCCUGUUAUGCAAUACAUAA
This is a messenger RNA of Paramuricea clavata, 696 nucleotides long. The record is from the annotation of a GenBank genome assembly. Lineage: Eukaryota; Metazoa; Cnidaria; Anthozoa; Malacalcyonacea; Plexauridae.